Messenger RNA from Acyrthosiphon pisum (pea aphid), 1103 nucleotides. RefSeq lists its product as uncharacterized. Bases 208 to 882 code for a protein of 224 amino acids. The transcript is spliced from 2 exons. NCBI's taxonomy places the organism in Eukaryota, Metazoa, Arthropoda, Insecta, Hemiptera, Aphididae. The record is from RefSeq and is a predicted model, not a curated record.
GUAAUUGAAAAAGGACCCUAUCUUAAACACCGCGGACGGUCUUAGGAAGUUGCUGAGCACUCCCACCUUCAAUCUCGUACCUAGGUCCUUGCCAUCCAUUAGGACCAACGUACGAGAUUUGAAAAAACGGCUGGACCGAGGGUUAGUGUCAAGGCAAUAAACCCAAAAAGAUCAAAGGGCGUUGCGUUUGAAGUAGUUAAAGGCGUAAUGGCUAGGUUGUCGAUUUUCGAUGGCGUUGACGCGACGUUGUAUUGUCCUACAAAAGAAAUUGGUCCAGCAAAUGAUGCUGCGCUGAAUUCUGACGUGACAUUACCUGAUUUCGCGACACUCAUGACCAGAGAUGAAAUAGAUGUUAAAUUUGAAGAGCGCCGAAAGCGUAAAGAAGAACGCGAGAGUGGAAGAUUCAUAACUCCUUUAAAAAACAGAACUCCAGUAUCCAGUCCGAGUGUUAUUUCGACACGUCCUGUAAGUGCGUCAAGUCCAGCAGUGCAUGGAAAUGCGGGUAGAAGAGAGAAGGAAAAGGCGCUGUCAAGCGCAAUUGAGGAUAAGAUCAACAGCAUGCGAAUGGACGAUGACGAUGAAGAAUUGGAUUCGAAGAGCAAUGGAGAUGAAGAUGAAGAAAAUGAGAACUCUGAUGAAUUAUUAACUCAAAUUGCUUCGCAUUCGAAAGACGUUUACGUGUUUUCAAAAUCUGAAGUAAUUGAACAUAGUGUCGAGAAGUUACCUUCUCCUUACGUGGUGAAUGGAUUGUACAGAUACAGCUUCGAGAAGAAAGGCGGAAAGAUGACUUUUAAGAGGAUCAAAGGUUCGGGGCUGUGUGCCGAUUAUUAUAGAAUUUUGCUCGCCGAUAACUCGGAGAUUGUAUUAGCGAAAGCAAAGUAGCUAAGUGAUGAAGAGUGGUACACUGCUAACUGCAGACAAACCUUUAGUGGUGAUCAUUUCUUCCGGACCGAUCUGAUGCUAUGAACGUUCUCUUUUUGGGUAGGAAGGCUGGCGCAAGACCUGGCAAUGGCAACGGCGAAAAACAAGGGAAUUGAUAUCGUCGCAAUAAGCGAACAAUACCGGAACAAGGAUGAGAAGGACGGAUGGUAUGGCGAUGCGAG